CCUAUCAGAACAGGUACAUCAUAAUGGUGAGAAUAGUAUGGAGCCUUGUUGCCUUCCUUACUCUAAUGAGAAUGCUGAUCUUCCACAGGAUCUGGUUCCUGCAAGUUCCCUGCAAACUGCCCAAGACUUCAAACCAAAGAUUGUGGUGAUGAGUAGCCUGCGGGUCAUUCUUCAAGCCUCUUUAUGCAAAUCGCUGUGGAGAAGAUGCCAGAUUCUGAGAUCCAUGCCAGUGAGGCCCUGCAGCCUCUACACCUGCAGUUACAAAACCCGGAACCGAGCCUUGCACCCACUCUGGGAAAGAAUGGACCUGGUUCCGGGGGGCGAGCGCCAGUCGCCCAUCAACAUCCGGUGGAGGGAUAGUGUCUACGAUCCUGACUUAAAACCGCUCACCAUCUCUUAUGACCCUGCCACCUGCCUACACCUCUGGAAUAAUGGAUACUCUUUCCUUGUGGAAUUUGAAGAUUCUACUGAUAAAUCAGUGAUCAAGGGAGGACCCCUGGAAGAUAACUAUCGAUUGAAGCAGUUCCAUUUUCACUGGGGGGCCAUCGAUGCCUGGGGCUCUGAGCAUACUGUGGACAGCAAAUGUUACCCGGCAGAGCUGCACCUGGUGCAUUGGAAUUCAGUCAAAUUUGAAAACUUUGAGGAUGCAGCACUGGAAGAAAAUGGUUUAGCUGUGAUAGGAGUAUUCUUAAAGCUAGGGAAAAAUCAUAAAGAGCUACAAAAAUUGGUGGAUACGUUGCCAUCAAUUAAGCAUAAGAAUUCAGAGGAGAAGCAGCCUGUAGAGGUUGAUCAUGAUCAGCUUGAGCAAUUUCGGACCCUGCUUUUCACUUCCGAGGGGGAGAAAGAAAAAAGAAUGGUGGACAACUUCCGCCCCCUGCAGCCCCUCAUGAAUCGCACUGUCCGCUCAUCCUUCCGUCAUGAUUAUGUCCUCAAUAUACAAGCAAAAUCCAAGCCAUCGACCAGCCAAGCUAGCUCCUAAGACGCCCAUAUGUAGGUGGUGUUUUGCUUUAAUACAUAAUAGGUUUUUAAAAACUGUUAACUAAGACUAUUCUAAACACCUAAUACUAACUAUAGAGGUGCAUUUCUUGGUAUGGUAGUGCUCCUUCAGUCUUUUAUUGAUAAUGAUGUUAACACUGAAGUAGCAACAAGAAACACAAGUUUCUCUUAAAGCAACCUGUUGGUUUUUCUAAUGUCUUUUAAUGUCUGACAUUUUUUGAGCUGUCUUUUUAUAUUAUCAGUUAGUGGUUAUAUAGAGUUGUAAGUAGGGAUGACAGUCAAAUAUUUAACCACUGGUAAGGCACAAACUGGUACUUUCUGGCUGAACAUUGGUCAUGAUUUUAGGUACAUUUUAAAACAUGGAUGAAUUUUCUUUUAUAAGGCCUUCUCAGUGAGCAUAUUUGCUCUGCUCUUUAGUUAUCUUUCUAGUAGAUGAUAUGUUUGCUUAUUUACUAUCAACUUAUGAUACAGAAAAAAAUAUUAUGUAAUCCUAGGAAAACAAAGAUUUACUGAUAUCUGGAAAUAUUUUUGCAUUUCUGAAGAUCAGAUAUUUUACUUAAAGGCCUGAUCAUAUAAAAAGCAUAUGCAGUGUAGAACAUUUUAAAGAAAAUGCUUGAAGUGCCUGGAACUUACAAUUCUUUCAUGACAUACUUAUGGAAGUAUUUUUCAAAUGAUCAGUAAUAUAUAGUUUAUAAAAUUAUUUUGCAUUAUUUGUACACUGUUUCAUAGACAAAACAGUCUUAGCUUCCCUUUAAAACUGUCUGAACUUUAUUUCCUUAGUUGAUGUUCUGGGCAAGACAGGUGAUCAAAAUAAGUCUCCCAGUUUAUACAGUGGCUUAGAAAACUUUUGCUACAGCAAUAGGGGGAGAAACUUGUCAGACAGGCUGAAAUCUAGGUAAUUCUACAUAUUCCAUGGGAUCCAUGCCACUGUUGCCCCUGCUUGUAAAUAUCUUGGAAUGUUUCUAAUGGCCAAUAAGCCUGUGUUCAGACUCAAUAUUGCAUUAAUUAGUAGUAUUUCUUUCAUGAAUAUGUUAAUCUGGUCUGGAAGAUAGAGUUGGAUAAAUAUACUUAACACUACUGGACCAUACACUGAAAAAAGUUAAGAUGAUAAGUUUUAUGCUAUGUGUAUUAUUAAGUAAAAAUAAAUAAUUCGGUAGGAAGAAAAGAUAGAAUUGAAGUUGUAUAUGUAAACUUAGGGGGAUAUAUCUGCCCUAAAGAAGGUUGGAAGGGGGAGUGAAGGCAUUUACUUCUAGGGUGCAUGCCUUUUCUGGGAAAGGGAAGCAAGUAUACCUUGGGAAAUGAAUAUAAUUCUUAAAAAGGAAAAUGUGGGAGGGAAAGUUUACCUCAACUGAUCUGUUUCAAACCAUAGUUGUCUUUGAAAGGGUAAACACACAAGAUAUACAUUAUUCCUCUCACACAAGCUUCCCUCCUAGGCCUCUUGCAAACUCUUAAUGCAAAAUUCUAUUGCUGUGAGUCUUCCAAAUUGGAGCCAGAAGCAAUGUACAGAACACCCGCUUACCCUUAUAUCUUAGAGGUACAAAGGGUGUACAGUUGACCGUUGAACUGCAUUUGAAAUGCGUGGGUCCACUUACACGAAAUUUUUUUCAAUAAAUACGCACAGUACUGGAAAUAUUUUCUCUUCCUUAUGAUUUCCUUAACAUUUUCUUUUCUCUCACUUACUGUAUUGGAAGAAUGCAGCACAUAAUAUACAAAAUAUGUAUUAAUCAAUGAUUUGUUAUCAGCUAGGCUUCUAGUCAACAGUAGGCUAUUAGUAGUUAAGUUUUGGGGGAGUCAAAAGUUAUACACAGAUUUUUGACCAUUCAAGGAUGUCAGUGCUCCAAGCCCUGCAUUGUUGAAGGGUUAACUGUACAGGGUGGGGCAAGAGUAGAUUUACAAUUGUUUAUAUGGAAAAUAAUACAAUAAUUAAUAAAUUAAAAUACAAGAAUAAACAGUUUCGCAUACUCACAACUGUAAACCUACUUUUGCCCCACCCUGUAUUUAUAGGGUGUUUCUCAGUUUAUAACUCCUGAUUUACUUACACCGCAUGUUCUGGUGUAAUUUAUAACAGAACCCCCUUCAGUCUUAGCCAUGUCCUGUAUGUAUGUUUGCAUAAUACAUUUUUGGUCACCUUCCCUGCGGAGGUUAUGGAAACUGCCUUGGGGUGUGGUUUCAUGCAUGCCUUAGUUAUCUGCUCCCAAAAGGGAUCAUAGAGAUUCCCUGGCUAGUGAGACACCCUAGCAGGAAACAUUUUAUGUCUUCAUGUCUCCAAAAGUGUUUUACUGCUACCUUCCUAGACCUGAAGGGGAUAAGAUCUGUCAAAGGGCUUGAGAAAGAAUUUUGUAUUUAAAUUGCUGCUCAUCUUCAUUAAGUAAUGCUAGAUUAAUAAAACCAUCUUUAUAAUAUUA
Messenger RNA from Myotis davidii, 3401 nucleotides. RefSeq names its product carbonic anhydrase VB, mitochondrial (gene CA5B). The transcript is spliced from 8 exons. Gene Ontology annotation, cellular component: mitochondrion; cytoplasm. Lineage: Eukaryota; Metazoa; Chordata; Mammalia; Chiroptera; Vespertilionidae. Gene Ontology annotation, molecular function: carbonate dehydratase activity; zinc ion binding. The record is from RefSeq and is a predicted model, not a curated record. Bases 38 to 979 code for a protein of 313 amino acids.